CAGACACUGCGCUGGAACUUUUUGCAAGAGCACUCAGUUGAAUAACGAAUAUAUACACUGAGCGCCUACUGUGUGCCACGCUGUGUUCUGGGCACUUGGGAUCCAUCAAUGAAAAGAGACAAAAAUUCCGCCCCGGGAUGUCUUCUAACAUGCUCUCUAUCUCUAUCGUAUACAAACUAACCUAGAUAAUUUGGAAAGCCCUCCACGGAUUACAAAGUUUCCUCCAAUGUCAUGACGCAUUUUGAGGUAGGUCCGCAUCACUAUGGCUAAAAAAUGGAGAAGCCGGGCGCAGACCAACCGGAGAACUCACCCUUGCAAAAUCGAAUUAAGCCACGACCUAGAAGAUGUCAUCGGCGGGGCUGGCUGGGCUGACCACGAAGGACUUAUAGCAACAUCACCAGCUUCUCAGCUGUCACCGACAGAACUGAUAGAAAUGCAGAAUGACCUCUUUAAUAAAGAGAAAAACAGACAGCUGUCAUUAACUCCCCGAACUGAGAAGAUUGAAGUUAAACACGUUGGGAAAACUGACCCGGGCACUGUCUUUGUGAUGAAUAAAAACAUUUCAACUCCGUAUAGCUGUGCGAUGCAUUUAAGCGAGUGGUACUGCAGGAAGUCCAUUCUGGCUCUUGUGGAUGGACAGCCUUGGGACAUGUAUAAGCCUUUGACCAAGUCCUGUGAAAUUAAAUUUCUUACUUUCAAAGAUCAAGAUCCAGGAGAAGUAAAUAAGGCUUACUGGCGUUCUUGUGCCAUGUUGAUGGGCUGUGUAAUAGAGAGGGCAUUCAAAGAUGGAUAUGUGGUCAGUUUGGUCAGAGCUCCAGAAGUUCCUGUGAUGGCUGGAGCCUUCUGCUAUGAUGUAGUUUUGGAUAAGAGACUUGAUGAGUGGACGCCAACGAAAGAGAACCUACGUUCCUUCACAAAAGAUGCUCAUGCUUUAAUUUGUAAAGAUCUUCCAUUUGAAACUCUGGAAGUUGAAGCAAAAGUGGCAUUAGAAAUAUUUCAACACAACAAGUACAAAUUAGAUUUCAUAGAAGAGAAGGCAUCUCAGAACCCUGAGAGAAUAGUCAAACUAUGCAGAUUUGGUGACUUCAUUGAUGUGAGUGAGGGCCCUCUUAUUCCAAGAACGAGUGUUUGUUUCCAGUAUGAAGUAUCAGCGGUUCACAAUCUUCAAGCCACCCAGCCGAGUCUUGUACGAAGAUUCCAGGGUCUGUCUUUACCCGUGCACUUGAGAGCACAUUUUACAGUAUGGAAUAAGCUAUUGGAAAGAUCUCGGAAAAUGGUAACUGAAGAUCAAAGUAAGCCUGCAGAGGGAAGUGCAACUACGUAGUAACUCUCUCUGACUUAAAUAUGUAUAGUAAAUUAAAAUAAAAGUUUUCUAUGUGA
Camelus dromedarius (Arabian camel) is the source of this 1380-nucleotide messenger RNA. RefSeq names its product mitochondrial ribosomal protein L39 (gene MRPL39). The coding region runs from base 263 to 1324 and encodes 353 amino acids. Gene Ontology annotation, cellular component: mitochondrion. Gene Ontology annotation, molecular function: nucleotide binding; RNA binding. The record is from RefSeq and is a predicted model, not a curated record. NCBI's taxonomy places the organism in Eukaryota, Metazoa, Chordata, Mammalia, Artiodactyla, Camelidae. The transcript has 10 exons.